AUGGCUUCUGAACGAGCUGUCGGCCCCUCGACUAUUCCGAAAGACGCCUCCAUCGCUUCUCUCCCGUCCACCUCCUACCCCCCAAUUCACCAAGGCGCCUCCCUCCUCCUAGCCCUUCGCCUCCAAGAUCGCCCCAUCCUCCUCAUCGGCGGAGGCGUAGUCGCCGCCUCCCGAGUCUACUUUCUGCUCGAAUCUGGUGCCCACAUAACCCUCAUCGCCCCCCUCCCCCUCGACCCCUCCAUUGCCCACUACAUCUCCCACCCCGACACUGCCUCCCAAUUCACCCACCUCGCCCGCGAAUUCAAGGGCCGGGAAGAUGAAAUCAAAGUGAAAGACUUUGAUUUGGUUUUGACUGCGAUCGACGAUAACGAUCUUUCCAAAGAAGUUUGUGAGAUAUGUAGAGAAGCGAGGGUGAUGGUGAAUGUGGCGGAUAUACCACCACAGUGCGAUUUCUACUUUGGGGCGCAAAUGCGAAGGGGACCGCUGCAGAUCCUCAUCUCCACAGGCGGUAUGGGCCCUCGAGCCGGUGCCAUGCUUCGAGACCUCAUCGUCGAUGCCCUCCCCUCCGAUGUCGAGUCAAGCUUGCAGGGCGUUGGUGCUUUGCGCAGGGAUCUGAGAGAGAGGGCGCCGGGUGUGGGAGGAGAGCGAGGACAGAGGAGGAUGGAUUGGAUGAAGCAGACUUGUGACAAGUGGGGACUGGCGGAGAUGGGGAGGUUUAAUGAUGAGCCGACGAGGACGAGAGUACUGGAGGAAGGGUGGGAGAAGGGUGUCGUGCUCGGGCCGAGUGAUCUGGAAGGGGAGAUCGGGAGUGGGUGGUGGAAAGGGCUCAAGGGGAAGGUUGGGCCGGAAGGGGUGUGGGGUGUGAGUGGUCUUGCUUUGGGCGCUGCUAUCGCCACAACUACUACACUGUGGUUGAGUCGACGUAGAUGA
Molecule: messenger RNA, 930 nt
Organism: Cryptococcus wingfieldii CBS 7118
Lineage: Eukaryota; Fungi; Basidiomycota; Tremellomycetes; Tremellales; Cryptococcaceae
Product: precorrin-2 dehydrogenase/sirohydrochlorin ferrochelatase
Exons: 2
Coding region: 1-930 (309 amino acids)
Biological process (GO): siroheme biosynthetic process
Molecular function (GO): protoporphyrin ferrochelatase activity; precorrin-2 dehydrogenase activity
Source: RefSeq, a predicted model, not a curated record